Mauremys mutica (yellowpond turtle) is the source of this 1864-nucleotide messenger RNA. RefSeq names its product microfibril associated protein 3 like (gene MFAP3L). The record is from RefSeq and is a predicted model, not a curated record. NCBI's taxonomy places the organism in Eukaryota, Metazoa, Chordata, Testudines, Geoemydidae. Bases 650 to 1795 code for a protein of 381 amino acids. The transcript has 4 exons.
AGAGCGCUGGCUGCCGUUCCGCUGAGUGAGAAGGAGCCGCCGGCGCUGCUGUCUUCUGGGGUCGCGCUUGGAAUGUUGCGGCACCCCAACGUUCCACAGCCGAACGUCUGGACACCGCCGUGUCGCUCCCUCGAGCGCAGCCCGGGCUGCUGAGGCAGGCGGUUGCUUGCAACACGCUACGUAGGGAGCACGGAUUACAGCCGCAGCGACGGGGCCACCUCUGUGAGCAUUGCUGUCGGGCUUCGGUUCAGUUUCUUGUCUGCUUUCCAUCGCGGUGAAGGCGAAAGGCUCUGUGGCAACCUGAGGCGCAGCAUUUAAGUAGGAGAGCAUCGUGGGGAGCAGAGAUCUCGGGCCCGGGCGAUCGCACUGAAAGGCUAAGUGGCCAAGAGGAGGGCUGGCUCACCUAGGAGAUAGGCAUCGGGCUUGAGUUUAGGUGAUUGCUGAGGAUUAGUUUGUAUGUAGAAUCUUCAGACUAAAACUGCAACUGCUGCUACAGCUAAAUUGCUGCUACGUGUCCAGGAUUUUUUUCUUAAAUGUAAAUCUUCAUGGAUCAAGGUAAAACUUUCCUGUGAUUUGCUCAGCUUAGAAGGCUGCAUUCAAUAGACAAUUUCCUAUCCCAGCUCUCUUCUGAACAGCCUACUGAAGAAAGAUGAACAUGCUGAACAGCCACCACUUUUUGAACUUCUUGCGUACCACACGCCUUUUCAUCUUACUAGCAGCUUUGACAGCUGCUGAGGAUGUGACUAGUAGCACUUUAAAUCACACUGACAUGAACUUGGGAUCUGUACCUGUGAUUAUCUCCAUCGUUGACCAUAUUACAGUCAAGGAAGGGAAUAGUGCCUUGAUUGACUGCAAUGUCCAAGGAAAUCCUGCUCCACGUUACAAAUGGUACAAUUCCAAUGGUUGUUUGCUGAAGGAAGAAGAGAACAGUGGAAAAUGGUGGUUUCUUGACAAUGGGCUACUGAACAUUACCAGCGUGUCUUUUGAUGAUAGAGGUAAAUACACAUGUGUUGCUUCUAACAUGUAUGGCACUGUGAAUAAUACUGUGACUCUGAGGGUCGUCUUUACCUCUGGAGAUAUGGGGAUCUAUUACAUGAUUGUCUGCCUCGUAGCUUUUACCAUUGUUAUGAUCUUGAACAUUACCAGGCUGUGUAUGAUGAGCAGCCAUCUGAAGAAAACUGAGAAAGCAAUCAACGAGUUUUUCAGAACAGAAGGAGCAGAGAAACUACAAAAAGCCUUUGAGAUUGCUAAGCGUAUCCCAAUCAUCACCUCAGCCAAAACUCUUGAGCUUGCCAAAGUAACCCAGUUCAAGACCAUGGAAUUUGCUCGCUACAUUGAGGAACUUGCCCGAAGUGUUCCUCUGCCACCUCUCAUCAUGAACUGCAGGACUAUAAUGGAAGAAAUCAUGGAGGUGGUUGGCUUGGAAGAACAGGGACAGAACUUUGUACGGCAAGCAGCAGAAGGCCAGGAGACUACUGAUGGAGAUGAUAUGUUUAUGAUUCCUAAUGCACUAAAGCGCAGCGACUCUCCCACAGCUGACUCUGAGGCAUCAUCACUGCAUGAACCACCACAGCAGAUUGCGAUAAAAGUGUCAGUUCAUCAGCUGUCCAAAAAGGACUGUAUAGAUGACCAGUCACAAGACAGUGUGCAAUUAGAAAUUAAGGAAGAAGAGAUUCCUCAAACACCAGCAUCUCCUACUGACCCAAUUCCUGAUCCUUCUACUGAACUAAACUCCAAUGAUAUAGCAUUGGCAACUGACAAAAAUACAUGUUUUAUUUAUGAAAGCCAUGUAUGAUAAUUACUCUGUGAAUCUAUGCAUACCAAGAAAAUCAGGUGGAGCUCCUUUAAAAAUAGAUAUUGUACU